Messenger RNA from Coregonus sp. 'balchen', 14878 nucleotides. The record is from the annotation of a GenBank genome assembly. Lineage: Eukaryota; Metazoa; Chordata; Actinopteri; Salmoniformes; Salmonidae.
AUGGAAGGGAGGCCCCUGCGUUCACUUGUCCUUGCUGUCUAACCCCUCUCUCCUCUCCUGUCUGUGUCAUUAUAGACCUAUAUUAUGGAGGAGAGGCCUUCUCGGUGGAGCAGCCCCAGGCCUUCACCUGUCCCUACUGUGGCAGGAUGGGCUAUACGGAGACGUCCCUCCAGGAGCACGUUGCUGCGGAGCACACAGAGACCUCCUCAGAGGUGGUGAGUGGACAGGCAUAGAAACACACAAGUCUGAGUCAUUAGCCAAGCACCAGGGUACAUCCCUGCUGUGGAAAACCCUGUGGUGUAAAUCAUUGCGGUGGAACUCCCUGCAUUGUAGAUUUCUGCGGUGGCAAACCCUGAAGUGGAAACCCCUGUGGUGUAGAUUUCUACAGUGGAAAACCCUGUGGUGUAGAUUUCUACAGUGGAAAACCCUGUGGUGUAGAUUUCUACAGUGGAAAACCCUGUGGUGUAAUCACUGCAGUGGAAAACCUGUGCGUAAAUCCUGCAGUGGAAAACCCUGUGGUGUAGAUUUCUACAGUGGAAAACCCUGUGGUGUAGAUUUCUACAGUGGAAAACCCUGUGGUGUAGAUUUCCUACAGUGGAAAACCCUGUGGUGUAAAUCCUGCAGUGGAAAACCCUGUGGUGUAGAUUUCUACAGUGGAAAACCCUGUGGUGUAGAUUUCUACAGUGGAAAACCCUGUGGUGUAAAUCACUGCAGUGGAAAACCCUGUGGCGUAAAUCCCUGCAGUGGAAAACCCUGUGGUGUAGAUUUCUACAGUGGAAAACCCUGUGGUGUAGAUUUCUACAGUGGAAAACCCUGUGGUGUAGAUUUCUACAGUGGAAAACCCUGUGGCGUAAAUCCCUGCAGUGGAAAACCUUGGGUAGAUUCAUCAGUGGAAACCCUGUGGUGUAGAUUUCUACAGUGAAACCCGUGGUGUAGAUUUCUCAGUGGAACCCUGUGGCGUAAAUUCCCCAGUGGAAAACCCUGUGGUGUAGAUUUCUACAGUGGAAAACCCUGUGGCGUAAUCUACAGUGGAAACCCUGUGGUGUAGAUUCUACAGUGAAAAGCCUGUGGUGUAGAUUUCUACAGUGGAAACCCUGUGGGUAGAUUUCUACAGUGAAACCCUGUGGCGUAGAUUCCCUACAGUGGAAAACCCUGUGGUGUAAUUCUACAGUGGAAACCCUGUGGUGUAGAUUUCUACAGUGGAAACCCUGUGGUGUAGAUUUCUACUGGAAACCCUGUGGCGUAAAUCCUGCAGUGAAACCCUGUGGUUUAUUUCUACGUGGAAACCCUGUGUUUAAUUUCUACAGUGGAAGCCUGUGUGUAGAUUUCUACGUGAACCCUGGGUGUAGAUUUCUCGGGAAACCUGGGUGUAGAUUCUACAGUGGAAACCCUGUGGGUAAUCUACAUGAAAACCUGUGGUUAGAUCUAAGUGAAAGCCCUGUGUGUAGAUUUUCUCAGCGAACCUGUGUUGAUCUCAGCAAACCCUGUAGACCAGGAAACUUGUGUAUCUACAGGGAAAACCUGUCGUCCCCUGAAAUACAUCAUGCUCUAAUUAGAAGAGGGUGCAAUGUCCCAGCAUUCAGCCAUGCUCAGUAUGAACGCAAAAGACUUUAUGGUUCAAAUGUUGAUUGAAGCUCUUCCCUCCCUCUGCAUGAUCUGUCCAUAUGGCGUCGGCCCGCGGACCCAAUCACGUGACCGACGACUUCGCUGCUCAUCUCACACUUGAACACAGAGCCCCCAGAGACUUGAUAUCCUUUACCCCUCUCAACCUGGUUCCUCUUGGUUUCUUGGUUCUAGGGAGUUUUUUACUAUUUUCACCGUCCUUUCGCUUCUGCUUUGCUCGCUCUUUGGGGUCUAGACCGGCGAAAUGGAAAGCACUCUUGGGACAACUGCUGAUGUAAAAAGGGGCUAUGUAAAAUAAAUGUGAUUGAUUUGGUCUACUAUUGUCUGCUCUGCAGUCUAAACCCUAAACCAGAUUCUUGAUAUCCUUCACAGACAGACUACAACUCUGCUCUGCUCUUAGAAAUACAAUACAAUGCUCUAAUUGUAAGGGGCAUUCCACAGCAGUUCCACCAUGUAACAUGUCUAACGUGGAAAACCCCUUCAGGUCAGUGUAAAGCUCCCUGGCCAUGCUGCAUGGAACCACAGGGCCAUCCGCUGAACAGCACUGGGUACUGCAACAAACUGUCUGUGUCUGUCUGUCUGUCUGUCUGUCUGUCUGUCUCUCUGUCUCUGUCUGUCUGUGGCUCAUUAUGUCUAAUGUGAGUGUUGCAGUUUUAGCCUCUUGUGAGUGUGUGUUUUUAGAUCGGGGCAGAGAGAGUGCGUGUGUGUGUGUAUUUCAUGACGUGUCCGUGAUGUUCCUUGACGGUGUUGCUCCACGAUGAGUCGAGCGGGGUGCGGCACGUGCGUCGGAUGUUCCACCCGGGUCGGGGUCUGGGGGGGCCGAGGGCCCGGCGCUCCAACAUGCACUUCACCUCCUCAACCUCCGGAGGGGGCUCUACCACACAGACCUCUACCCAGAGCUCCAGCUACAACAGGGAAGCCAUGGAUCCUAUAGCAGGUAGGACAGACACAGACACAUACACACACACACACACACACAUACACACACACACACACACACACACACAGAGACAACCUCCACAGACCACUACAUCAGAGAGACACACACACAUAUACACACACACACACAGACCACCUCACAGAGCUCGAACUACAUCAGAGAGACACAACACCAUAUACACACACACACACAGACCACCUCACAGAGCUCAAACUACAUCAGAGAGACACACACACACACAGACCACCUCACAGAGCUCGAACUACAUCAGAGAGACACACACACACACAGACCACCUCACAGAGCUCAAACUACAUCACACACACACACACACACAGACCACCUCACAGAGCUCGAACUACAUCAGAGAGACACACACACACACAGACCACCUCACAGAGCUCGAACUACAUCACACACACACACACACACAGACCACCUCACAGAGCUCGAACUACAUCAGAGAGACACACACACACACAGACCACCUCACAGAGCUCGAACUACAUCAGAGACACACACACACACACACACACACACACACACACACACACACAUAUACACACACACACACACAGACCACCUCACAGAGCUCGAACUACAUCACACACACACACACACAGACCACCUCACAGAGCUCGAACUACAUCAGAGACACACACACACACACACAUACACACACACACACAGACCACCUCACAGAGCUCAAACUACAUCACACACACACACACACAGACCACCUCACAGAGCUCGAACUACAUCAGAGAGACACACACACACACAGACCACCUCACAGAGCUCGAACUACAUCACACACACAGACCACCUCACAGAGCUCGAACUACAUCAGAGAGACACACACACACACACACAUAUAUACACACACACACACACAGACCACCUCACAGAGCUCGAAAUACAUCACACACACACACACACAGACCACCUCACAGAGCUCGAACUACAUCACACACACAGACCACCUCACAGAGCUCGAACUACAUCACACACACACACACACAGACCACCUCACAGAGCUCGAACUACAUCACACACACACACACAGACCACCUCACAGAGCUCGAACUACAUCACACACUCACACACACAGACCACCUCACAGAGCUCGAACUACAUCACACACACACACACAGCAGAUUUGUCCAAAGAGAACAUGCACUGUGCAACACGCCCUUUAUAGACCAGGCUAGACAGUAAAGACAGUGUUUUGUGUUGCAAUGACCCAUUGCUUGAAGUUAUCCUGAUUUGGUUUCGGUGCCUGAUGUGUUUUUAAUGACUGGCACCGGCCACACGGACAGACGGAGCGGGUUCAGACAGACGGCCACACGGACAGACGGAGCGGGUUCAGACAGACGGCCACACGGACAGACCAAAGUAUUAAAUCCCUAUUUAUUUAUUUAUACUGUACAACGUACAUUCUAUUGUGUACAUAGGUAGCUUAGUGGGUAAGAGCGUUGUGCCAGUAACCGAAAGGUCGCUGGUUCUAAUCCCCGAGCCGACUAGGUGAAAAAUCUGUCGAUGUGCCCUUGAGCAAGGCACUUAACCCUAAUUGCUCCUGUAAGUCGCUCUGGAUAAGAGCGUCUGCUAAAUGACUAAAAUGUAAUGUAAAUGUACAUAAAAGUGCUGCUUGAUGACAGUGCCUUCAGAAAGUAUUCACACCCCUUGACUGUUUCCACAUUUUUUUGUUGUGUUCCAGCCUGAAUUUAAAUAGUGUAAAGUACAUGUCGGAUAAAAGAUGAUACGACAGGAUGUAAACUGCUGCACUGAACAAAAAAUGUAAAUGCAACAUGUAAAGUGUUGGUCCCAUGUUUCAUGAGCUGAAAUAAAAGAUCCCAGAAAUGUUCCGUAUGCACAAAAAGCUUAUUUCUCAACAAAUGUGUUUGUUAUCCCUGUUAGUGAGCAUUUCUCCUUUGCCAAGAUAAUCCAUCCACUUGACAGGUGUGGUAUACAGUGCCUUCGGAAAGUAUUCAGACCCCUUCACUUUUCCCACAUUUUGUUACGUUACAGCCUUAUUCUAAAAUGGAUUAAGUAAAUGUUUUUACUCAUCAAUCUACACACAAUACCCCUUAAUCAAAAAAGCGAAAAACAGGUUUUUAGACAUUUUUGCAAAUUUUAUUUAAAAAAAGUAUUCAGACCCUUUGCUAUGAGACUUGAAAUUUGAGCUCAGGUGCAUCCUGUUUCCAUUGAUCAUCCUUGAUGUUUCUACAACUUGGAGUCCACUUGUGGUAAAUUCAAUUGAUUGGACAUGAUUUGGAAAGGCACACACCUGUCUAUAUAAGGUCUCACAGUUGACAGUGCAUGUCAGCGCAAAAACCAAGCUAUGAGGUCGAAGGAAUUGUCAGUAGAGCUCCGAGACAGGAUUGUGUUGAGGCACAGAUCUGGGGAAGGGUACCAAAACAUUUCUGCAGCAUUGAAGGUCCCCAAGAACACAGUGGCCUACAUCAUUUUUAAAUGGAAGAUGUUUGAAACCACCAAGACUCUUCCUAGAGAUGGCCGCCCGGCCAAACUGGGUAGAAGGGUCUUGGUCAGGGAGGUGACCAAGAACCCGAUGAUCACUCUGACAGAGCUCUAAAGUUCCUCUGUGGAGAUGGGAGAACCUUCCAGAAAGACAACCAUCUCUGCAGCACUCCACCAAUCAGGCCUUGAUGAGUAGAGUGACCAGACGGAAGCCACUCCUCAGUAAAAGGCACAUAACAGCCCGCUUGGAGUUUGCCAAAAGGCACCUAAAGGACUCAGACCAUGAGAAGCAAGAUUCUCUGGUCUGAUGAAACCAAGAUUGAACUCUUUGGCCUAAAUGACAAGUGUCACGUCUGGAGGAAACCUGGCACCAUACCUACAGUGAAGCAUGGUGGUGGCAGCAUCAUGCUGGCAGCAUCAUUCUGUGGGGAUGUUUUUCAGUGGCAGGGACUGGGAGACCAGUCAGGAUCGAGGCAAAGAUGAACGGAGCAAAGUACAGAGAGAUCCUUGAUGAAAAGCCCGGACUUGAACCCGAUCUAACAUCUCUGGAGAGACCUGAAAAUAGCUGUGCGGCAACUCUCCCCAUCCAACCUGACAAAGCUUGGGAGGAUCUGCAGAGAAGAACGGGAGAAUCUCCCCAAAUACAGGUGUGCCAAACUUGUAGCGUCAUACCCAAGAAGACUUGAGGCUGUAAUCGCUGCCAAAGGCGCUUCAACAAAGUGCUGAGUGAAGGGUCUGAAUACUUAUGUAAAUGUAAUAUUUCAGUUUCUAUUUGAUAAAUUAGCAAACAUUUCUAAACCUGUUAUUGCUUUUUCAUUAUGGGGUAUUAAUACAUUUUAGAGUAAGGCUGUAACCUAACAAAAUGCGGAAAAAGCCGCCUCAAACCUUUUUAAAGAUAAUUUGGCAGUACGUCCAACCGGCCUCACAACCGCAGACCACGUGUAACCACGCCAGCCCAGGACAUCCACAUCCGGGUUCUUCACCUGCGGGACGUCUGAGACCAGCCUCCCGGACAGCUAAUGAAACUGUGGGUUUGCACAACCGAAGAAUUUCUGCACAAACUGUCAGAAACCGUCUCCGAGAAGCUCAUCUGCGUGCUCGUCGUCCUCACCUUGACCUGACUGCAGAUCUGCGUCGUAACCAACAGUGGGCAAAUGCUCACCUUCGAUGGCCACUGGCACGCUGGAUAAGUGUGCUCUUCACGGAUGAAUCCCAGUUUCAACUGUACCUGGCAGACAGCGUGUAUGGCAUCGUGUGGGCGAGCGGUUUGCUGAUGUCAACGUUGUGAAGAGAGUGCCCCAUGGUGGCGGUGGGGUUAUGGUAUGGGCAGGCACAAGCUACGAACAACUAACACAAUUGCAUUUUUAUCAAUGGCAAUUUGAAUGCACAGCGAUACCGUGACGGGAUCCUGAGGCCCAUUGUCGUGCCAUUCAUCCGCCGCCAUCACCUCAUGUUUCAGCAUGAUAAUGCACGACCCCAUGUCGCAAGGAUCUGUACACAAUUCCUGGAAGCUGAAAAUGUCCCAGUUCUUCCAUGGCCUGCAUACUCACCAGACAUAUAUCACCCAUUUGAGCAUGUUCGGGAUGCUUUGGAUCGACAUGUACGACAGCGUGUUACAGUUCCCGCCAAUAUCCAGCUACUUCGCACAGCCAUUGAAAAGGAGUGGGACAACAUUCCACAGGCCACAAUUGACAGCCUGAUCAACUAUGCGAAGGAGAUGUUGUGCUGCAUGAGGCAAAUGGUGGUCAUACCAGAUACUGACUGGUUUUCUGAUCCACACCUCACCUUUUUUGUUUUUUUGGUAUCUGUGACCAACAGAUGCAUAUCUUUAUUCCCAGUCAUGUGAAAUCCAUAGAUUACGGCCUAAUGAAUUUAUUUCAAUUGACUGAUUUCCUUAUAUGAACUGUAACUAUAUAUUUCUGUUCAGUGUAAUUUGUUAGUAAACUUUCCAAAUGUCGACAAAACAAAAUACAAGAUGGGAUCUGUUUCUCUGUAAAAUGUAUUAUGCGAGAAAUGGAGGUGGAAAUACUUUUUUUUGUUUUUAUGCGCAAAAAUUGAUAUAAUAACCAUCAUAUAGAAGUAAACUUGGGAGUCACACAAUGACAUGUUGUGUGGUCCCUCCCACUACGACUCGGGAAGCCAUGCAGUUUUAUUAGGCUACAGAUGAAAAAUAAGUUAUGAUGAAUUUCACAGGGUGGUGAAAGUGCAAAGGUGAUGAGCUUGAUGAUCCUUUCCAAUAAAUAUCAAGGGUCUUAUUCUGGUGACAUGAUGAUCAAUGCUUGGCUGCCGUUUUGACACACACAAAAAAAUAACCUCGCUCUUUUUGUCCAUAAUCUUGUAAUGUAGGCUAUACUCGCACUGUAUCUGCCAGCUGUUGGCUAGAGCGCACGUGCCACUACCAGAGUUGGCGCAUUCACUGUAUAGAGUCGCCACACUGUGUUGCUUCCGUCCCUCUCCUCGCCCCCAACCUGGGCUUGAACCAGGGACCCUCUGCACACAUCGACAACAGUCACCCUCGAUGCACCGUUACCCGUCGUUCCACAAAAGCCGCGGCUCUUGCAGAGCAAAGGGAAACAACUACUUCAAGGGUCUCAGAGCGAGUGACGUCACCGAUUUGAAACGCUACUAGCGCGCACCGCUAACUAGCGCGCAACGCUAACUAGCUAGCCAUUUCACACCGGUUACAUAUACAGGUGUAAUGUUCGCUAUAUAACAACAUGUUUUGUGACAGAACCAUCAGUAGAGUGUAAAAUGCGAUGGAAACCCAUUUAAAAAACUUGUAUUUUUUUAUUGGGAAUGGGAAUUUAACCACAAGUUAUUUUUAUGUGCGCUAUGUCAUCACGCACAGACAUUUACCAGCAACAAGUCAAUUUGAUGGAAACAUCUCUGGUGGGGAAAAUGUGCAUAUUUUAUUUGAGGAUUUUAGAAUAUUCACAUAAAUCUGUCGCCAAUUGGAUGGAAACCUAGCUACGGAUCUACACACACAUACCCCAUAAUGUCAGUAGAAUUAUGUUUUUAGACAUAUUUACAAAUUGAUUUAAAAGACAUUUCAGCUUUAUUUGAGACUAAGUAUUCAACCCCUUUUUGUUAUGGCAAGCUUAAAUAUACUGAACAAAAAUAUAAACGCAACAUGCAACAGUUUGAAAGAUUUUACUGAGUUACACUUCAUAGAAGGAAAUCAGUCUAUUGAAAUACAUCCAUUUGGCUUAAUCGAUGGAUUUCACAUGACUCGGCAGGGGCGCAGCCAUGGGUGGGCCUGGGUGGGUAUAGGCCCACCCACUUGGGAUCCAGGUCCACCCACUGGCCAGCCAGCCCCAGCCAAUCAGAGUGAGUUUAUCCCCACAAAAGAGCUUUAUUACAGACAGAAAUACUCCUUUUUGUCAGAUGUUACUAUGGUAUACUGAAGUAUAAUUACAAGCAUUCCAUAAGUGUCAAAAGCUUUUAUUGACAAUUACAUUAAGUUUAUGCAAAGAGUCAAUAUUUGCAGUGUUGUUGACCCUUCUUUUUCAAGACUUCUGCAAUCCGCCCUGGCAUGCUGUCAAUUAACUUCUGGGCCACAUCCUGACUGAUGGCAGCCCAUUCUUGCAUUAUCAAUGCUUGGAGUUUGUCAGAAUUUGUGGGGUUUUGUUUGUCCACCCACCUCUUGAGGAUCGACCACAAGUUCUCAAUGGGAUUACGGUCUGGGGAGUUUCCUGGCCAUGGACCCAAAAUGUCGAUGUUUUGUUGUUCCCAGAGCCACUUAGUUAUCACUUUUGCCUUAUGGCAAGGUGCUCCAUCAUGCUGGAAAAGGCAUUGGUCGUCACCAAACUGUUCUUGGAUGGUUGGGAGAAGUUGCUCUUGGAGGAUGUGUUGGUACCAUUCUUUAUUCAUGGCUGUGUUCUUAGGCAAAAUUGUGAGUGAACCCACUCCCUUGGCUGAGAAGCAACCCCACACAUGAAUGGUCCAAGACGCUUUACUUGUUGGCAUGACACAGGACUGAUGGUAGCGCUCACCUUGUCUUCUCUGGACAAGGUGUUUUUCCGGAUGCCCCAAACAAUCGGAAUGGGGAUUCAUCAGAGAAAAUGACUUUACCCCAGUCCUCAGCAGUCCAAUCCCUGUACCCUUUGCAGAAUAUCAGUCUGUCCCUGAUGUUUUUCCUGGAGAGAAGUGGCUUCUUUGCUGCCCUUCUUGACACCAAGCCAUCCUCCAAAAGUCUGCGCCUCACUGUGCGUGCAGAUGCACUCACACCUGCCUGCUGCCAUUCCGGAGCAAGCUCUGCACUGGUGGUGCCCCGAUCCCGCAGCUGAAUCAACUUUAGGAGACGGUCCUGGCGCUUGCUGGACUUCCUUGGGCGCCCUGACGCCUUCUUCACAACAAUUGAAUCUCUCUCCUUGAAGUUCUUGAUGAUCCGAAAAAUGGUUGAUUUUAGGUGCAGUCUUACUAGCAGCAAUAUCCUUGCCUGUGAAGCCCUUUUUGUGCAAAGCAAAGAUGACGGCACGUGUUUCCUUGCAGGUAACCAUGGUUAACAGAGGAAGAACAAUGAUUUCAAGCACCACCCUCCUUUUAAAGCUUCCAGUGUGUUAUUCUAACUCAAUCAGCAUGACAGAGUGAUCUCCAGCCUUGUCCUCGUCAACACUCUCACAUGUGUUAACGAGAAAAUCACGACUGUGUAUAUACACCUGUUCUGAAAGGUCCCCAGAGUCUGCAACACCACUAAGCAAGCGGCACCAUGAAGACCAAGGAGCUCUCCAAACAGGUCAGGGACAAAGUUGUGGAGAAGUACAGAUCAGGGUUGGGUUAUAAAAAAAAUAUCAAACUUUGAACAUCCCACGGAGCACCAUUUAAAAAUCAAUUUUAAAACAAAUUGAAAGAAUAUGGCACCACAACAAACCUGCCAAGAGAGGGCCGCCCACCAAAACUCACGGACCAGGCAAGGAGGGCAUUAAUCAGAGGCAACAAAGAGACCAAAGAUAACCCUGAAGGAGCUACAAAGCUCCACAGCGGAGAUUGGAGGAUCUGUCCAUAGGACCAGUUUAAGCCGUACACUCCACAGAGUUGGGCUAUACGGAAGAGUGGCCAGAAAAGCCAUUGCUUAAAGAAAAAAAUAAGCAAACACGUUUGGUGUUCGCCAAAAGCCAUCUGGGAAAUGUCUUGGAAUGGCCUAGUGAAAGCCCAGACCUCAAUCCAAUUGAGAAUCUGUGGUAUGACUUAAAGAUUGCUGUACACCAGCGGAACCCAUCCAACUUGAAGGAGCUGGAGCAGUUUUGCCUUGAAGAAAGUGCAAAAAUCCCAGUGCCUAGAUGUCCCAAGCUUAUAGAGACAUACCCCAAGAGACUUGCAGCUGUAAUUGCUGCAAAAGAUGGCUCUACAAAGUAUUGACUUUGGGGGGGUGAAUAGUUAUGCACGCUCAAGUUUCUGAACGCUUAUUUCUUGUUUGUUUCACAAUGAAAAAUAUUUUGUAUCUUCAAAGUGGUAGGCAUGUUGUGUAAAUCAAAUGCACUCACUAACUGUAAGUCACUCUGGAUAAGAGCGUCUGCUAAAUGACUAAAAUGUAAAUUAUACAAACCGCCCAAAAAAAUCUAAUUCCAGGUUGUAAGGCAACAAAAUAGUAAAAAUGCCAAGGGGGGGGGUGAAUACUUUCACAAGCCACUGUACAGGCGUCCUUCCUAACUUAGUUGCCGGAGAGGAAGGAAACCGCUCGGGGGUUUCACCAUGAGGCCAAUGGUGACUUUUAAAACAGAGGUUAAUGGCAGUGAUACGGAGAGAACUGAGGAUGGAUCAACAACGUUGUAGUUACUCCACAGUACUAACCUAAAUUAGAGUGAAAAGAAGGAAGCCUGUACAGAAUAAAAAAUAUUCCAAAACAUGCAUCCUGUUUGCAAUAAGGCACUAAAGUAAUACUGCAAAAAAUGUGGUAAAGAAAUGAACUUUUUGUCCUGAAUACAAAGUGUUUUGUUUGGGGCAAAUCCAACAUGGCACUGAGUACCACUUCAUAUUUUCAAGCAUGGUGGUGGCUGCAUCAUGUUAUGGGUAUGCUUGUCAUCGGCAAGGAUAAAAAUAAACGGAAUAGAGUACCAAAGGCGAAUAUAUUGGUAAGUCACCUUGUCCGGCAGAGAUUUACGGUUAUCAAAUCGUCACUCCGGGGUAAGCCUACACGAAACACAGCCCUUAUUUUAAGUGUUUCUAAAAUCCCCUAUGGGGGAAAAUGAAUGGUGGGGGAAAAAACGAUUUGGAACCAUUUCCCUGUUUUGACCGCUAGGUUUUAUGGGUAUUAUGACACAUGCACUGUAGGUCUCAAUAGAGCUAAGCACAGGCAAAAUCCUAGAGGAAAACUUGGUUCAGUCUGCUUUCCACCAGACACUGGGAGGCUAAUUCACUCUUCAGCAGGACAUGCUUAAAACACAAGGCCAAGUAUACACGAGUUGGUUACCAAGACAACAUCGAAUGUUCCCGAGUGGCCUAGUUACAGUUAAUCCCACUUUAACACAUCAAAAUGUGGAAAAAGUCAAGGGGUGUGAAUACCUAUCUGAAGGCAGUGUGUAUACGUUACUUAUUUUACAGCUUUCUCCUGCUACUUAUUUUUUAUUAGACUUUUGAUUAUUUGUAUUUGUACUGCACUGUUGAGGGAGCUUGAAAGUAAGCAUUUCACUGCACCAUUUAUAUCUACUGUGUACGUGACGAUUAAACAUGGAUUUGAUAUGGUGUUUCCAAACAGGAGUCAAAAUCAUCUCACACUCACUCUUUCCAAGACCUGUCAGGUUAGGGUUGAAUUAAUGAAUUUUCUGUGACUCCCUCAAUCUCUCUCCCCCCUCCCUCCCUCUCUCUCCCCCCUCUCAGAGCUUCUCUCCCAGUUGUCGGGGGUGCGUAGGUCAGCGGGCGGCCAGCUGAAUUCAGGUCCUUCAGCCUCCCAGCUACAGCAGCUCCAGGUAGGUCAGAGGUCAGAGGUUAGAGAGGCAAGCCAGCAACCAGAGGGUCGCAGGUUUGAAUCCCAGCUCGCUCCUUUUGCUGGUGUCAGUAUCCUAGAAUCUAUUAUGCCCUUAAAGCACAGCACUGAAACCCUUACUCUCCUACUUCUCCUGAGCCCCCUAAUCUUCUACUACUCCUGAACCCCUUAACUCCUACUGCUCCUGAACCCCCUUAAGUCCUACGGCUCCUGAACCCCCUUAACUCCUACGGCUCCUGAACCCCCUUAACUCCUACUGCUCCUGAACCCCCUUAAGUCCUACGGCUCCUGAACCCCCUUAACUCCUACUGCUCCUGAACCCCCUUAACUCCUACGGCUCCUGAACCCCAUUAACUCCUACUGCUCCUGAACCCCCUUAACUCCUACUGCUGCUGAACCCCCUUAACUCCUACUGCUGCUGAACCCCCUUAACUCCUACUGCUGCUGAACCCCCUUAACUCCUACUGCUGCUGAACCCCCUUAACUCCUACUGCUCCUGAACCCCAUUAACUCCUACUGCUCCUGAACCCCCUUAACUCCUACUGCUGCUGAACCCCCUUAAUUCCUACUUCUCUUUCUCCUCCUCCACUAGAUGCAGCUCCAGUUGGAACGACAGCAGACCCAGGCUGCCAGACAGCAGCUGGAGUCGGCCCGGAGCGCCACGCAACGCGGCAGCCGCGCCUCCACCAACGCAGGGCUGAACGCCAACCCCAGCCCAGGGCAUCACAACGCCAACCCCAGUUCCAACUCUUGUAACCCCAGUCCCCAACCCAGGGCAGCACGAGUCCAACACACACACACAGAACAGCAACUCCCAGUUCCUCCUCAACAGGUUAGCUACUGUCUGCUACACUUCAUUUAACCUUUUUCAUUUUUAGUGGUUAUUCUAAUUUAGAGAAUUAUCUCUUGAACAAGAGACUUGUUCUGAGGCUGUCUGCUACAUGCAGGGAAUGGAUUGUGUUUAAUGGAGCGCCAUCUCUCUCUCUCCCCCCUCCCCCUUUCUCUCCCACUCCCUUUCUCCCCCCCCUCCCCCUUCCUCCCCCCACUCCCCUUUCUCUCCCCCUCCCCUUCUACCCCCUUCUCUCCCCCUCUCCUCUUCUCUCCCCCUCUCCCCUUCCCCCCAACUCCCCUUUCUCUCCCCCUCCUUCUCUCCCGCUCUCCCCCUCUCCUCCCCUCCCCCUCCCCCUUUCUCUCCCCUCCCCCUUCUCUCCACCCUCCCCUCUCUCCCCCCCCCCUUUCUCUCCCCACUCCCCCUUUCUCUCCCGCCUCCCCCUUUCUCUCCCACUCCCCUCCUUUCUCUCCCUCGCCCCUCUCUCCCCACUCCCCCUUUCUCUCCCGCCUCCCCCUUUCUCUCGCCCCCCCUCCCCCUUUUUCUCUCCCCACUCCUCCCCCUUUCUCUCCCCACUUCCCCCCCCUUUCUACCCCCAUCCCCUUUCUCUCCCCACUCCCCAUUCUCUCUCCCAACUCCCCCCCCCCUUUCUCCCGCCUACAAGACUGAGUGAGCCGAGGUUGUCGGAGGCGGAGCGUCAGCUGAAUGAGGGCCAAUGGGCGGACCGCUCUCUCUUCGUCACCGAGCUCCUCCUCUCCACCCUGCUGGCCAAUCCCGAACACAGCGAAGACGACGAUCUCCAUGACUACCACGACGCCGUGACCCGAGGCCCGGACGCAUUCAGUGAUUUCGUCACCUUCGGAGACAUGGGCUGCGCGGAGGUCAUGACCUUGGACGUGGCGUUGGAGAACCUCAACCUCCGAGAACAGAAGGAGCAGCAGCCCCCGUCUCUUUGACGACGUCACCGCCGGCUGCAACGUUUAAAACCACCGACUGCCGUUACUGACCGGUCACAGCUCUUUUCAGCUUUGGUUGUUAUUAUUUUUGUUUUCUUUAUUUGGCUGGGUGAUGUCAUCUCACUUCUGUCACCCCUCCCUCCCUCGACCCACCCCCCCCACCCACCCCCCCGUUGUGUACCUGAAGUCGGGAGCAAGACGUGUGAACGUGAGAGAGCGAGUGUCUGAACUACAUAUAUAUAUAAAAAUCUAUAUAAAUAAAUCUAUAUGAAAGAAAGCCAAUAAUCAACUCGGCAUAAAGCUGUGUGUUUUUGACCCUAACAGCCCAAGGUAGGACGGGCAGGUAGCCGUUUGAUAAUGAUCAUAAACGAGGGCAGCACAGGCACACAGGGAGAGACAGACAGACUCUCCCCAGGAGCUGAGCUGCUCUCUGUUAAUGGUUAUUAAUAAUAAAACGUGCUUGGCUGGUUUACCACAACAAACGUUGGCAUGUUGAGAUUUUUCACCCUUAACUACUUUCCAUUAAGCACCAUAUUAAACCGCUAUCAAAAUGGGGAGUUAGACGUUUAAUCUCUAUGAUGAUACCCAUCUCUUUAGUCCUAAAUUAUAGCUUAUUUGUUCAGUCUCCAUGGGUACUUACCUAACCUGCUAUCAUUAUAGGGGUGUUCAAUUCUACACAAAUUAUUAUUUUCCUCAGACUUGAUUGAUGGUUUUAAUUUAUUUAGCUCCUCCCCCUACCCAGGAUGACAUCACUUAUGGGGUCAUGUGACCUUGCUUUGUGCCAACUGAACUGUGGACCCUUUUGAAUUUCAUAUGCAAACUGUAUGCAGUUUCUGUGGAUAUAAUACUACAUAUGCGCUACAUAAAGAGGUCAUAGACAUGCAACAUGGGAAGGCCAUAGGACAAUCACAUGAAAACUAACCUGAUUCUAUUCUCUCUCCUGACAGUUUCCUUGUUGUUUUGCUGGACUGAUAGGCCUUUUCUCAAUUGGAUUUGCUCAACUCCUGCAUCCUCCCUCUUCCAUCCUCUGGCCUCCUUUUGAAAAAGGUCAAAGGUAAUCGAGGAGAGGGGAAAGUGGAGGAAAAUGCGCUUGUAUAAAAUGACUCCUCCAAUCGCGCGUCAUCGGGCAA